UGAGCCUGAGCCUGAUGUUGUCAUUCUGUCAUCCGUGCGGCGUAUACGAUUACCGAGUCGUGGCUACGGCCAAGCUCGUGCUCUUUUUGUACUGCGGAAAAGCGAUAUCCUUGCCACUUGGCAGCUGAUGAACUUCAAAAGUUACUUGUCAUCGAACUUAUUUCCUUUUGAAAUCCAGUAAUCAGUAAAGUCACAAAGUGACUUUUCAAGCUAGCUGUGGCAACGCUGGCGAGCGGAGGCCUUUUUCCAUUUCCACUCGCGAGAGGUUACGGCGAGCGAACCUACAGUACGUCGUAGCAAUGCAUCGUUUUGCGAUCGAGAAAAAAGAAUGCAGGCGGAAAAUGAAAAUGAAAACGCCGACUGCCGCGGGGACAAAAAAGAAAAGGGGGAUUUGAAAAAUCAGCCAGGUCCCGAAACAAAUGCACAACAGGACGCGGCGGGUUUUUGCUUUGCAGUAGCGAGAUCGUGAUGCGCCCGCCACGUCCUUUUACGCUCUCCUAGUGUGUUUACGCGCCCCAUCUCCGACGUUAACAAUUUAGCCGGAAAUGAUUCAUCCAAUAAUCCAUGAUGAAAUUCAUCGACAACUAUUUUCACAAACGAUGAAUCGUUUAUAAUCAUAAUAAUAAUGCAUUACAUUUAUGUAGCGCUUUUCCAGGCACUCCAAGACGCUUUACAGUUUCAUGCGUUAUACGUCGACACCCUGCUGAUGCUACGCUACUUGCGUAGCCACAGCUGCCAUGCGGGGCGUGGUCUGACGGAAGCGCGGCUGCCGUUCUGCGCCUACGGACCCUCCGACCGCCACGAUAAAUCUGCUCCGAUUUCUGUAGUCCUCCAUGAAAGCAGACCGAUUCAUUAUCUUUGCCUUUUUUCAAAAGAAGACAUUCGCAGACAUCUGCUUUUACUUUGGAAAACGCUCAUCGACAUUUUGGACAAUUUUAUGACAUUUUGCGGACCAAACCGGUAUCUAAAUCGUAAUGACUUCAUCUUUGUGCAUUUUCCAAAAUAACUUGAAGUCAUGUUCUGUAUUUGAAGAGAGGGAUGGAAAUGUAAACGUUUUCUUAUCUGAUUCAUCGAUUAAUAAUAAUCUAAUCGACAGCUCAAUCGAUGACGAAAAGAAUUGUCAGUUGCAGCCCUAAACAUAAUUAUAACCUUAUUAACACUUUUAGCUAAUGCCAGUCUGUGCUAACACUGCAGCUCUGCUUACCUUUUGGCUCUGACUGUUCUCCGACUCGGCACAGAAUGAAUACAAAAAUGAAAAGUUGACGUGAUGACUUUUUGAACGCACAGAAAUGUUGCGCGCGCGUUUGUUUUGCAUGGGUGAGUCGCUUCUUUGUUGUCACGGCAACAGCCCGUGGCAAGAAUUUGUCACGGGGUGUGGCCCGAAUUCGCGAACAGGGCGAGGCGCGCAGACACGCACACGCGCACAAAGCGACUCGACAGGAGGUCCAACUUAAUUUCCUCAUUUUGGAUGAGCUGCAUCACGGGACGUUUCAUUAGUUAACCCUCGGCUGCUUCACCACAGAAGAUGAUUAAUCUCUCCGACGCCGUCGACGGUUGGCCCUCCCCCGGGGGCGGCAACCAAUCAACAGAAGGCGGCGCUUGGCCACAACAGCCCGACCAGGCUCCGGGGCCGGGUGCGCCCAACCGCCCCAACCGGCCCCCGUGGCCUGGUGCGCCCAACCAGCCCAACCAGCCCAUGUGGCCCGGUGCGCCUAACCAGCCUAACCAGCCCAACCAGCCCACAUGGCCCGGUGCGCCUAACCAGCCUAACCAGCCCAACCAGCCCACAUGGCCCGGGGCGCCCACCAACCCCACCUGGAAUGGACAACAGGUCGCAGGCGGGGAAGGUGGAGGAAGCGGUGCGGGUGGAGCCCUGUGGCCGGCCCUCUCCCCCUCCAAAGGGUCCGGGGACCGGCCUGGAGCCAACACUUCAGUUUCUCUGUCGGUGCCGUUCAGCCAAAAGAUUCCCGACGGCUUGAGAACGGGGAAGAUUAUCAGCAUCAAAGGAAACAUCAAACCCAAUGCUAACAAGGUGACGGUGGACCUGUGCAGCGGUCACGAUCUGGCGUUCCACUUCAACCCUCGCUUCAACGAGAACGGCAAGAAGGCGAUCGUGCGGAACAGCAAAAUCGGCGGUCGCUGGGGCAACGAGGAGAGGAGCCUGCCGCGCUUCCCCUUCGUGGCCGGACAGCCGUUCGAGUUGCGGAUCGAGUGCGCCUCCGACAUGUUCAAGGUGUUCGUUCAAGGCUCGCACCUGCUGGACUUCCAUCACCGCUUGCCGAACGUGAGGCAGAUCCAAAAGUUGGAUAUCUACGGCGACGUCACGCUCUCACACGUCAGCUUUCAAUGACCUCUGACCUCAGGACAUCAGCGCCUCCUCGAGUCGGAAUAAUAAAGUCAACCUUUGACCCCAUUA
Phycodurus eques (leafy seadragon) is the source of this 2416-nucleotide messenger RNA. RefSeq names its product lectin, galactoside binding soluble 3b (gene lgals3b). The transcript has 12 exons. Gene Ontology annotation, molecular function: carbohydrate binding. Lineage: Eukaryota; Metazoa; Chordata; Actinopteri; Syngnathiformes; Syngnathidae. The record is from RefSeq and is a predicted model, not a curated record. The coding region runs from base 1526 to 2350 and encodes 274 amino acids.